Oncorhynchus mykiss (rainbow trout) is the source of this 2140-nucleotide messenger RNA. RefSeq names its product BTB/POZ domain-containing protein 3-like. Lineage: Eukaryota; Metazoa; Chordata; Actinopteri; Salmoniformes; Salmonidae. Gene Ontology annotation, cellular component: cytosol. Gene Ontology annotation, biological process: neurogenesis; cerebral cortex development; dendrite morphogenesis. Gene Ontology annotation, molecular function: protein binding. The record is from RefSeq and is a predicted model, not a curated record.
CCCCCCCCCCCCCCCCCCUCUCUGCAUAUACUCCCACUGCUCGGCGGGACAACACACUCAUGGUGGAUGCAAAGGGCCGGAACAUGAAAUGUCUGACCUUCCUCUUGAUGCUCCCAGAGUCCGUCAAGAGCAAGUCACCGAGCUCCAAGAGCUCCAAAAAGACAGUAAACAGCGGCAGCGCUGCCGGGGGCAGUACCGGGUCCAAGCUGCCUCCGGUGUGUUACGAGAUCAUUACCCUGAAGAACAAGAAGAAAAAGAAGAUGGCAGAUAUUUUCCCUAAGAAGCAGGGUGAAGGGUCGUCUGCCACCACGGUACAGGAGAACCAACAACAGAACCUGAAUAACAACAAUACCAUUCAGAAGUGUAACUGGCAGGGGCUGUACUCUACUAUACGAGAGAGAAACUCUGUGAUGUUCAACAAUGAGUUGAUGGCCGACGUUCAUUUCGUGGUGGGACAGACAGGAGGGACUCAGAGACUUCCAGGACACAGGUAUGUUCUCGCUGUUGGCAGUUCAGUGUUCCAUGCCAUGUUUUAUGGAGAGCUUGCGGAAAACAAGGAUGAAAUCCGGAUUACGGACAUGGAGCCUGCUGCAUUCCUGGCAAUGUUGAAGUACAUCUAUUGUGAUGAGAUAGACCUGAGUGCUGACACAGUGCUGGCCACGCUCUACACUGCUAAGAAGUACAUUGUGCCCCACCUGGCCAGAGCCUGUGUUAACUUUCUGGAGACUAGCCUUUCAGCCAAGAACGCCUGCGUCCUGCUGUCACAGAGCUGUUUGUUUGAGGAGCCUAAGUUGACGCAGCGAUGCUGGGAGGUGAUUGAUGCCCAGGCAGAGCUGGCCUUGAGGUCGGAGGGUUUCACUCACAUCGACUCCCAGACACUAGAGAGUAUCCUCCAGAGAGAGACCCUCAAUGCCAAAGAGGAGGUGGUGUUUGAGGCAGCUCUGAGCUGGGCCGAGGCAGAGUGUCAGAGACAGGACCUCACCACCUCCAUCGACAACAAACGCAAGGUGCUGGGCAAGGCCGUAUUCCUCAUUCGCAUCCCCACCAUGACAUUGGAUGACUUUGCCAAUGGUGCCGCUCAAUCAGGCGUCCUGACACUGAACGAAACCAACGACAUCUUCCUGUGGUACACCGCAGCCAAGAAACCGGACCUCCUGUUCGCCAGCCAACCACGGAAGGGCCUGUCUCCUCAGCAAUGCCACCGUUUCCAGUCCUGUGCCUACCGGAGCAACCAGUGGCGCUACCGGGGACGCUGCGACAGCAUUCAGUUCACAGUGGACCAACGCAUCUUCAUCGCUGGGUUCGGCCUCUAUGGCUCCAGCUGCGGAUCGGCGGAGUACUCGGCUAAGAUUGAGCUCAAACGCCAGGGCCUUCUCCUCGGACAGAACCUGAGUAAAUACUUCUCUGAUGGUUCUAGCAACACGUUCCCCGUGUGGUUUGAGUACCCUGUGCAGAUAGAACCGGAUAUGUUCUACACGGCCAGCGUGGUACUGGAUGGGAGCGAGUUGAGUUACUUUGGACAGGAAGGCAUGACGGAGGUGCAGUGUGGGAAGGUGACGUUUCAGUUCCAGUGUUCGUCAGACAGUACCAACGGAACCGGAGUCCAAGGGGGACAGAUACCUGAACUCAUCUUCUACACAUAAAUAAACCUAAUGCCUAAUGUGUACCUUCUGUGACCAUCCACAUGUCUGGUUCCGCGUCCACUCACCUCCUUGGAAAAGUAUCCCAUGAACAUGUGCGGACGGGAGGGGAACGUUCAAUAUUGCAACAUUUUGUUUGAUUGGCCUUAGUGCACAGUACGAAAGAGGAAGGUAUGAAUUAUGGACCAUACCAUUAGUUUGGCAGUAAAAUGACCUAGUGACCUCAUGGGUGGAAUGUAAUUAAUAUUUUUUAUAAUUGCAUAAUUAAUUAACAUUAUUUUGAAAAUCCAGUGUUUGUAUGUCAAGUGGUGUUGUGAUAUUUCAGUCUUCUGUGAUGUGUAUCAAUUGUAAUAUUGGGAUGCAAACUCAAAAUGUAAUACAUUUCAACUCGAUGUCUGACAUGAUACAGGUGUCUUUUUUUCAGCCCAUAACUAUGUGUGUGAGGUGUAUACCUUCGUAGAUGUGUUUACUGCUACCAAUAAAUACUCUGUGUGACCCUG